Molecule: messenger RNA, 2585 nt
Organism: Lemur catta (Ring-tailed lemur)
Lineage: Eukaryota; Metazoa; Chordata; Mammalia; Primates; Lemuridae
Gene: TDRKH
Product: tudor and KH domain containing
Exons: 14
Coding region: 122-1807 (561 amino acids)
Biological process (GO): spermatogenesis
Molecular function (GO): RNA binding
Source: RefSeq, a predicted model, not a curated record
CAUCCGCGCCGGGAGCGGUGGUGUGAGCGGUGAGGGCUGGCGGCCGCUGGGGUGAGGUGCGAGGCGGAGCGCGCGACGACGGACUCUGGAGGAGCGAAUGUAAGUCGGCAAACAGCAGAAAAUGUCCACUGAACGGACUUCUUGGACAAGCCUGUCCACUAUUCAGAAAAUAGCCCUGGGCCUCGGGAUCCCAGCCAGUGCAACAGUUGCCUAUAUCCUAUACCGAAGGUAUAGGGAAAGCAGAGAAGAGCGGCUGACGUUUGUUGGGGAGGAUGACAUUGAGAUAGAGAUGCGAAUUCCCCAGGAGGCUGUGAAGCUCAUCAUUGGCCGGCAAGGGGCCAAUAUUAAACAGCUGCGGAAACAGACAGGUGCUCGAAUUGAUGUGGACACAGAGGAUGUAGGCGAUGAGCGAGUACUGCUUAUCAGUGGUUUUCCUGUUCAGGUGUGCAAGGCCAAAGCAGCAAUUCAUCAGAUCCUGACAGAGAACACCCCAGUGUCUGAGCAGCUCUCGGUUCCCCAGAGAUCUGUGGGCAGAAUCAUAGGGAGAGGCGGUGAGACGAUUCGUUCUAUCUGUAAGGCCUCUGGAGCCAAAAUUACCUGUGACAAGGAAUCAGAGGGGACAUUACUACUAUCAAGACUUAUAAAAAUCUCAGGAACACAGAAGGAAGUGGCAGCCGCCAAGCAUUUGAUACUGGAAAAAGUUUCAGAAGAUGAAGAACUUCGGAAGAGAAUUGCACAUUCUGCAGAAACCAGAGUCCCACGCAAGCAGCCAAUCAGUGUGAGAAGAGAGGAAGUGACAGAGCCAGAUGGAGCUGGAGAGCCCGCUUUAUGGAAAAACACCAGUUCUAGUGUGGAGCAGGCCACACCCCUGGCGGUUACUCCCCACAAAGGAGGUGGUGACGUGGCUGUUGUAGGGCCAAAAGAAGGUUCCUGGGAGAAACCUAAUGAUGACAGCAUUCAAAAGUCUGGAGCCCAGGCCAUUCCAGAGAUGUCCGUGUUUGAAAUCCCUAGUCCUGACUUUAGUUUCCAUGCUGAUGAGUACCUAGAAGUCUAUGUCUCUGCUUCUGAACACCCUAACCACUUCUGGAUCCAGAUCAUUGGUUCCCGCAGCCUGCAAUUGGAUAAGCUUGUCAAUGAAAUGACCCAGCACUAUGAAAAUAGUCUGCCUGAAGACUUGACUGUGCAUAUAGGAGACAUCGUAGCUGCACCUUUACUUACAAAUGGUUCCUGGUAUCGAGCCCAGGUCCUUGGCACCUUGGAAAAUGGAAACUUUGACCUCUAUUUUGUUGACUUUGGAGAUAAUGGAGAUUGCCCACUGAAGGACCUCAGGGCUCUCAGGAGUGACUUUCUAAGCCUUCCAUUUCAAGCAAUAGAGUGUAGUCUGGCCCGGAUCGCCCCCUCAGGUGAACAGUGGGAAGAGGAAGCUUUGGAUGAAUUUGAAAGACUCACUCACUGUGCUGACUGGAAGCCCCUUGUGGCCAAGAUCUCUAGCUAUGUCCAGACUGGGAUCUCAACUUGGCCAAAGAUCUACUUAUAUGAUACUAGCAAUGGGAAGAAACUUGAUAUUGGGCUAGAAUUAGUUCGUAAAGGAUAUGCAAUUGAGCUUCCUGAAGACGUGGAAGAAAAUGGAGCUGUCCCAGACAUGUUGAAGGAAGUGGCCACAGAAACAGAUGCCUCUCUCGGCAUCAUGCUCACUGAGACCAAAAAGAGCCCUGGAGAGACAACACAUACCCUGUCCUGCCUCAGCUUAUCAGAAGCUGCCUCUAUGUCUGGUGAUGAUAACCUUGAAGACGACUACUUGCUCUGAUGUUUGGACUUCAGCUGGCUCAGCCAUCUGCUUUGCUGUGAUUUGGUGCCUGGAGAAAGGAGUCUGUGAUAAAAAGAGAUCCAUGAAGUCCUGUAUUGCGUACACAGUCUGGCUUGCUGUGGACCAAAUUCGUUUUCUCCUUCCACUGGACUACCAAAAAGAGUGGGGCAGAGGGAAACAGACACAUUCCCCCUACUCCAAUUCUGAUUUCUCCCCCCCUCCUCCAGUGUUUGAAUACUGCUGUUCCGGGCUGUUCAGCGCCAGGCUUGGUCCCCUCUGCCAGUCAUAAUGCACAGUGCUGCUAGGCUGUGUGUCCUUUUUGAGGCUGGGAAACAGCCAGAGUUUGGUCAUUGGAAGUGAUGAUUCUGUAAACUUCUGACUUACCUUCUCAGGUGACUAUGGUUAAAGGAAGUUUUUGAGUGGUAAGCUCAAAGACUGGGGGCUCAGACUGCAGUUGAGUCAGGAGGCAAAGGCAAAAAUAAGCAUAAUUAUAUUAAAAAGCCUUGAAGUAAGAAGAGAAAUACUACCUCCUAGCCUCAAUUGCUGGUGUUAUUGGAGACAGGUUUUUGAAACUGUGCUCCAGCUAUUUCUAUGUAAACUUUAGUUAAAAUAGAAGUAAAGGGGAGAGGAAGCUCAGGAAAUACUCUAAAUUGCUAACAUAAUAUCCAUAUGUAUGCAUACACAUGUACCCGUAGAGAACAUAUAUAGUUCUGUUUAAAUCAUUUUGAGGGGAUUCUUUGCUGAAUAAAGUUCUCAAGAAAAUUAAUCUAAAACCAAA